This is a messenger RNA of Homarus americanus (American lobster), 3992 nucleotides long. RefSeq names its product histone acetyltransferase KAT8-like (gene mof). Gene Ontology annotation, molecular function: histone acetyltransferase activity. Gene Ontology annotation, biological process: regulation of DNA-templated transcription. The transcript is spliced from 9 exons. The record is from RefSeq and is a predicted model, not a curated record. The coding region runs from base 10 to 1398 and encodes 462 amino acids. NCBI's taxonomy places the organism in Eukaryota, Metazoa, Arthropoda, Malacostraca, Decapoda, Nephropidae.
ACAACAGAAAUGGCGGCUAAGGAGACCAAACCCACUGACAUACACAAGGUUGAUGCUGAUCCUUCUGGUGUAGACAAGGAAAAUGAACCUUUAAUAGUAACUGAUGGUGAAAAGAAAAGGGAAGAUAGAGAAGAAGGGAAAAAUGAGGGUGAUGAUAUAAAGUUAAACAUCGGAGAGCAGUAUAUGGUGCGGCGUGCUGACGAGACCUGGCAGGCAGCCGAGAUUAUCCAGAGGCGAUACAAUGAUGUGGAAAUGCAAGAUGAAUAUUAUGUUCAUUAUGAUGGCCUUAAUCGUCGACUGGAUGAAUGGGUCACUAAAGAGAGAAUUGAUUUGUCCGAGUUAUAUCAGCGAGGAGACAAGACUUUGACAGGCAAUGACCUCCUUAAUGACCAAACAGCAGGUAGAAAAAUCACAAGAAAUCAAAAACGGAAGCAUGACGAAAUUAAUCAUGUACAAAAGACAUAUGCAGAUAUGGAUCCAACUACUGCUGCUUUGGAGAAAGAACAUGAAGCUAUCACAAAGGUCAAAUACAUUGAUAGAGUGCAGAUUGGCAGAUUUGAAAUUGACACUUGGUAUUUUAGCCCAUACCCAGAAGAAUAUGGCAAAGUCCCCAAGUUAUACAUCUGCCAGUACUGCCUUAAAUAUAUGAGACUGGAGAAAACUUAUAGAUAUCAUUUGAGUGAAUGCACAUGGAGACAGCCUCCUGGCCGUGACAUUUAUCGGAAGGGAACUCUGAGCAUCUAUGAAGUGGAUGGUGCUGACCACAAGAUUUACUGUCAGAAUUUGUGUCUUUUAGCCAAAUUGUUUCUUGAUCACAAAACACUGUAUUUUGAUGUUGAGCCAUUCCUAUUUUAUAUUCUCUGUGAAGUGGACAAGCAAGGUGCUCAUUUGGUGGGUUACUUUUCAAAGGAAAAAGAGUCUCCAGAUGGGAACAAUGUUGCAUGCAUUAUGACACUGCCACCAUUCCAAAGAAAAGGUUAUGGAAAACUCCUAAUAGCUUUCAGCUAUGAACUAAGCAAGUUGGAAGGUGUUGUGGGUAGCCCAGAGAAGCCUCUAUCAGAUUUAGGAAAACUCUCAUACAGAUCGUACUGGACGUGGGUGCUCCUUGAAAUUCUCAGAGACUUCAAGGGUACCCUUUCUAUUAAGGACCUCAGCCAAAUGACGAGCAUCACACAACAGGACAUCAUUUCAACACUACAGAAUAUCAACCUCGUCAAGUACUGGAAAGGCCAACAUGUAAUAUGUGUGACACCAAAGCUGGUAGAGGAAUAUAUUAACUCAGCUCAGUUUAAGCGGCCAAGGCUAACAGUUGACUCAUCACUGUUGAGUAAGUACAUAUUAAGGGAAAAAUAUUGCACUGUGCAGUCGGGGUCAAAUGUUCGCUCCCGCCCAAAAUGAAGCAGCAUCGACCCCUAAUGAGAUGAAACAGUCAGGGUAAGUCAGUGCGGAGACUCAUUCCCAUGACUCAGUUUCACCACAGGAAGCGAACUUUUGCCCACGACUACCUUAAUUAUCAUUUUACUGAAACAUAUUACAGUACUUGCAUAGAACUUCUUGUAAAGAUUUAGGAAAUUUCCUUGGAUAAAACAACUAAUCACAGUAGCCAAUCAUGUAUGUUGUUUUGUGUGAUGUCACUUUUGGUGCUCAGUCUCCUUUCCCAGCCUUGGAGGAGCAGCUGAAAAUGACGUGACAGUGAUAAAGUCUACUGUUUCUAUCUAUGAUUCUGUGGGUACUGCAGGUCAUUCUUGACCAUCCUUGUGAAAUAUUUAAAGUUUAAGAAGACAGUAGGAAGCUUUCUCCACCCAUAGUGUUUGUUACAUUUACUGAAAAUUGUUGAUGUGACUUCUUAUGUUGUGGUGCCAUCAAACCUUUGCAAACAUGUUGAGGUCAGUCUAAUUGUCUUUAAAUGGGUGAAUUGCUCCUAAAAAGCAUACAAAGUGAACUAACUUUCAUAUUAUAAAUAAAAUACAUAGGACUAUAAAAUACAAAACAUAGUAAUAAUUAAAAUUUAUCACAUUCAUCUAUGUUUCAUUCAUGUCCCUCUGUUUUGUAACACAUCAGUGGGUUUUCCUUCUGUCUUUCAUAGCUAUUUUGAAAAGCCACAUUUUGGUGUGACACCCAACAAUAUCAAUAAUAGGACAAAAGCAAGGCAAAGGGUUUCUUAAUAUUGGAAAAUUGGAAAACAUUCCAUCACCUCAGGAAUGCAUAUCAAUGAGAAAUGUGGAGGCACAUGGUGAGAUGUGCUGUUCUGGUAUUUGGAACUGUAGGUAUUGGACUUGAUGCCUACAUAGAGACAAGGCUACAUCAUCAUAAUUUUGCCCUGGGUACCAUUUCUAUUCUGUCUAAUUACAGAUCAUUGGACUCUUUUAACAAAAUUGGGUAAAGUCUUGACUUGCAAACUGCUGGUAUUAGGUGUAUAUAGAUAGAGGUGGAUGGUAACAAAGCAAAAUUACAUUGUUACUGAGCUCAAAUGACUUUCUUGAAUAACAAAGUUUCUUUGAAAAUGCCCGGUAACUUUUUCCUCUCUGUUUUUACUUGUUUACCAUUUCAGACAAUUAUCAACACUCUGACUUCAUUAUUUAUUUUUUCAAGCAACUCAUUAACUUAUUUUUGUUUUCUCAGCUUUGAGUGUGUGAUAUUUUCCCAGGCAAUCAGAACUCAGUGAUUUUGCAACGUACCUCCAGUCAAUCAGAACUCAGCAUUGACUGCACGCUGUCUUGCCAACCCCAAAAGAGCUGCAAAAUGUAGCAAAAACUUUGAAGUUUAGCUUUUAUUAAGGUUACAUUUAAAAGUCUUGCCAUAAACAGUAGUGUAUACUGAACCAGAUAAAUUGAUGAGUUUAUAUACCUCAUUAUGUACUAUACUACAGUAGAGGUGUACGGUUGUUGAGUGGAUACAGCGCUCGCCUCCUGUUCCAGGGGUCGGUGGUUCUAUUCCUGAGCACUCCCAGGUGUAAAUGGGUACACAAGUUUACAACUUGGGGUCAAGAGCAGUCCCAGUCAUGGUGCCUCCUUAUGUACCGAAGGCUUAGUAUACAAUAUACUAUGUCUACACUGUCCCUAAUGGGUAGUCACGUCUAUGGGACCCACUUUCACUUUUAUGUAGUACAGUAUUGUAUAUGUAAUUAUGUACCAAAUAUGUAGAUAUUGAUGAUUUAUUUUUUUUAAGCAAAUAAUGUUGUGAAUCAUUUAAUAUGUACACUCGCUACAGAAAGUACAGUAUCUUCAAGGUGGGGUGUGAUGGAUGUCAGAAUUAAUAAUAUGACUCCUGUUGUUUCAGUAUGGUUGUCAAAAUUAUUCUUCCAUUGUGUCAUAUUGUCUAGCAAAAUAUUUUGUAGAUACUUUUUGUAGCGAGUGUACCUAGUACAUUAUUGUUAUUAGGACAUUUUUGCCUACAAGCUACAGGCAUCAACCUGGUGAAUUAGAAUUAUCUGGUUUGUUAAGUACAGUACAGUAUUGGCACUACAUUACUGUAUGUCUUAAUUCUUAGACAGUUUCUUAGUGCAAUGGUAUUUUGAUUCUGAGUAUACUGUACUUGAGUACUUUAUAAACUUAUUACUGUACUUUUACUUGAAGUAACAUGAAGAAAGACUAUUUACUUUUAUUUAAGUACAGUACAUUUUUAUCAGAGGCAUAUUACUUUUAUCCAAGUUAUGUUUUGCAAUACUUGAUCCACCAGUGCCUAUAGAUUGGCUUGUUCAGGUUCAGUUUACAUAAAAUAAAUUUAUAAGAUAAAAAACGAUUGUUGUUUUAAGUGCCUGUUGGAAAAUUCAUUUAUGUAAUGCUACCAGUCUCUCGGGUAGUCUGCCCCCCACAAACCCUUCAUUGUCCCUCAACAUGGAGGCAUAUUUAUACCUUUACAGGUGUGGUUAUGGGACAUAGCAAUUUUACCCUGCCCUACUUCAUGAAAUAUUAACUUACGAAAAUAAUUCUUCUGCUGAAAUUUUAUAAUUCAGUCUGGUUUGUCAUCUACUUCAGCAAUUUUAUGAUUUU